GACCUGGAGGAUGCCAGAUGUUGCAGCAGCAACCUACAGUUGCAUCGACCUGCCGAUAGCAGCGCGAUAAGGCAGCAAAGUUGAUCCAGUCCAACCAGAUUGUGCGCCCUGACGCACCGCUGGAACAGCAGCAGCAGCAGCAGCAGCAGCAGCGAUGGGAGCUUCGCAGACGCGCUCCGAGCACAGGCACAAGGACCAGGACCUGGUGGAUAAAACUGGAUUUUCACUGGAGCAGAUUAAAAACCUUCACAAAAGAUUCCUGCAGCUGAGUGGAAAUGAAGAGACCAUAAGUAGAGAAAACUUGGACAGCAUACCUGCUCUCGCCAACAAUCCAAUCAGAAAUCAAAUUGUUGAAGCAUUCUUCGAUAAAAGGAACCAGCAUCAGGAUGAGGUGGGCCCCUGUGAGGAGAUUGGCUUUGAGCAGUUCCUCAUGGUCAUGUCCCACUUCCGCCCUCCAACCUUGAAGAUGACGGUGGAGGAGAAGGAAGCUAUGAGAAAAGAGAAGCUUCGCUUCUUGUUCAACAUGCAUGACACAGACAAUGAUGGCACCAUCACUCUGGUGGAGUACAGGAAGGUAGUAGAGGAGCUUCUGUCAAAAAGCGGAGCCAUUGGGCAAGAAGCUGCCAAGGCGAUAGCAGAUGCUGCCAUGUUGGAAGUGGCGAGCACAAAUGUGCCUCACAUGGCCCCAGAGGAUUUCUAUGAAGGAAUUACGUUUGAGCAUUUUGAACAGAUUUUAAAAGGGCUUGAAAUGGAGACCAGGAUGCACGUUCGCUUUUUGGAUGUAGGCACCACAACAAUGCGUUGUGGGAAAUCAACCUCUUGAAGUUGUUGUUUUUGUAAAGAAAUGUUUAUGUUGCUGCUGUUUUUAGCAGAGCCUCUCUAGUCCUUAAAUGGACUGAAACACUUAAUGUGCACUAAUAUAUUUUCGGAUGGAGGGAAAUUAUAGACCUGAUACCAUACUGCAAGUACAUUUUUAUACAAAUUUAAAGACUGACAAGAUGGUAGAAGUAUUUAGAGUCAAAGGACUUUUACUUUUAUAAUUCACUUUUAAGCCUAAAGAAUUCACUUUUAAAUCAUUGUGAUCCUACAAGUGUCACAUAUUUCAAAGAGUUUUGUUUCCCAUCUUUUGCCUAUUAAUUCUAUCAGGUUGCCAUCUAACACACUACCUCUCUGCAUUCUUCUGCUAUUCUACAAACCUUUAUGUAACCAGCUUGUAAUGUGAAGGAUUCUUUGUACUUUAGUCAAAAGGUUCACGUGUUAGAUGAUGUCGAUGCUCAGUGGCUGCACUGGCAUUCAUGGGUCAUCGGUUAAGGCUAACAUCCAAAGAGUGACACUGCAGGCACAUACCAUUCCUCUGCAGCUCCAGAAUAGUUACAGGUUUAAUUUAUCUAUUCCUCUGAGACGCUGUGUGACUAACCACUGCUAUUCUGCCUUGAAAAUCCAGACUUUGUACUGAAUUGUAUUAAUGAACAAAAUAAAUUUUGAUGAUAAAACAAA
Molecule: messenger RNA, 1497 nt
Organism: Sebastes umbrosus (honeycomb rockfish)
Lineage: Eukaryota; Metazoa; Chordata; Actinopteri; Perciformes; Sebastidae
Gene: tesca
Product: tescalcin a
Exons: 8
Coding region: 155-823 (222 amino acids)
Molecular function (GO): calcium ion binding
Source: RefSeq, a predicted model, not a curated record